AGGAGCUGGGUUGGAGACAAGACCGAGAGAAAUGGAGGAGGACAUUAGAAAGAAGGGGAUGCUGUAUUUACAACAGCAGCGGUUUGGGAAGAAAUGGCGAAAGGUCUGGUCCGUGCUGCACCGAGAGAGCUCCUGCUCCAUCUCUCGCCUUGAGUUUUUUGAGUGUAAAGAUGGAGCUGGCAACACGCUGGAGAGAUCCAACCGCAAACAGGAAAACAAAAAGGUGAUAAAAAUGAAUGACUGCAUUCGCGUUUCGGAGGCUGAUGUCGAAGGCUGUCCACAGGAUUGUGGACCCUUUUUGGUGGAGACAACUGAAAAGACAUUUGUUUUUGCCGUUGAGACAGCUGAACUGGAGGAUUGGAUCCAGAAACUGUGUGAAAUCGCCUUUCCGCGAGGAGCAGUGAGAGGAAACAGUUUACAUGCUGAAUCUCAUGAUGCCACGAUGGCGGACAACACUCUCUACUGCAGCAGAGAAACUGCAAUGAAAGACUUUAAGGUGACAGUGAGGCGCACGGAGGCUUCUGAGAGGUGCAGCCUGAAAGGAACAGUGCUAUUACGGACUGAUUUUGAUAGCCUCCUUCUGAAGGAACCCAAGGCCGGAGAGGUUCUCUACUCUUGGCCCUACCGCUUCCUCCGCAGGUUCGGACGAGAUAAGGCAACAUUCUCCUUUGAGGCUGGGCGAAGAUGCGACUCGGGGGAAGGCAACUUUGAGUUCGACACAAAGCAAGGAAACAGCAUCUUCCAAUCUGUAGAGGCCGCCAUCAAUCUACACAGAGUCAAUUUACCUCAGAAGCAGAUAUCAAGUGGGGAGCGAGAUACCAUCCCCUCUUCACCUCGAAUGAGAGCUGUGGCAGAGGAAGCAGGUAUCUACAGUGUGGUGACUGAGGGAGCAAUCAGAGACGGACCCAAACAACCCCAGAACCCUCAGCAAUCCAGACUUGAAACCCCUGCAGAGAAGCUUCUGACCGGAGUCAAGAGCCUGACCCUGGACACCAGGCCUCCGCCACGUAAGAGCCAGGUCAAGAACUUCCGCAGCUGUCCUUUGGUCAACAGUGAGGAUGAGAUGUAUUCCCGGGCAAUGGCACUGGAUCCAGAUCGGGGAAGUCCAGGGGAGAAGAGAGAACCAAAAGACCGCCGUUCCACAUGCUCCAACCCUGAGGACUCUGACUACUCACUGCCCUUUGACACCAUUGCCAAGAAUGUUACGGGAGACAUUUUGUCCGCAUCAAACCCUCCACCCAUGUUUGUAGAGCCCAGCUGUGAAAAUGACAAGAAAGGCAAUAUAGAGAACACAGAACCACUUUAUGACAUCAUAGAUGAAACUGCUAUCAGAACCCGUUUCCAAAACAGAAAAACACAUUCUUACAAAAGAGUGGAGCACAUCUAUGAUGAACCAGAGGGUUGCGGUGUGGCCCCAAGUGGGCCUCCAUCGCUCUAUGAUGAACCGGAGGAGGUCAAAGGUCAUGCUUGGAAGAUGUUGGGCACAGUAAUGGAUCCGAGCGGUCACGAGUAUCCAUACAACGCUUCUGUCGACGACUACGCGGUUCCUAAACCUCCCAGGAGGGCCUUGCUGUCAAAGCAGGACAGUGAGGAAGAGGAGAGUUCACCGUACGAUAACAUCAUGGUGAAAGGAAUGCAAAAGAAUAACUAAAGACUGCUCCAGAAUCUAAAGAGGACAAUGAAGUUAAAUAUAAGCGAGUGUGUAAAUGAAUGAAUGAAUGAAUUAAUUAAAUAUUUAAUCAGUUAAUGUGCAUAAUAUGGAUCAACACGAUCUCACGGCAAUUUGUACAUAUUUAACAAGGUGGCUCAUUCGUACGAAUUUGUAUGACCACACUCAUACAAAUUCAUACGAUUUGUGAAAAAUCGUAUGCAUUUUAUGAGGUGGCAAAUUCGUAGGAAUUCGCCCCUAAACUUAACCGUCACAGAAAUCCUACAAAAUUGUAUGAGUGAGGUCGUAUGAAUUAGCCACCUCGUAAAAUACGUACGAAUUGGCUGUGAGAUAGCGUUCUAUGGAUAAUAGUUAUCAGAGUGCUUUAUUGUUCUUCAAAAAGCUGUGAUCUGCAACACAUAUCAUCAUGCUGGUCAAUAUGAUUAACAAUUCCAUUCCAACAUUAAAUGUCUAUGGGUAAAUCACUAUAGCCUAACUUUAACCAAAUGUGCUAAAAUUGCGCUGUAACGCAAAUGUUUAAAUUGUGAUUAUUUUAAUCCCAGACUCACCUUCUUUAUAUAAAUUAGGCUUGUUAUAGAUCGUACCUUAUUCACAACUUGCAACUUGUUUGCAAUAUAUAGAGUUAUCUAUAAUGAGCCUAAUUUACAUAGUAAGGAGACAUGUAUUUAAAAAAAAAAGUAUAUAUGUUAGUUAGUUAAACUGGUUAAACUAAAUUGCGAGUCUGAAUAAUUUUUUAACGAAUACAAGUUCAUGUGAUCAGUAUAAUGCAAUGUUAACUGCACUAGCAAACAACAAUGCGUGUUGUGAAAAAGGUGCAGUCUAUAAUGAGAGUUUGCCCUUAAGACAAAUUUAAAUGAACUGCACAGCGCUAUUUUAGCACAUUCAGCUGAUUGCAGGUGUUCUUUAAAAAGUCAAAAGUGGGCUUGUGUAAAUAAAAUUUAAUGAAAACAUUGAAAACAUGAAUAUAACGCAGCAAUUAUUGCAAUGGCAAAUAGCGAUGCAAGUUGAGAAUAAGGUCCAGUCUAUAAUAAGCCUAAUUUAAAAAGAAGCGUGCUCGUGCUUAUUCACUCUUAUUCAAGAAUAUUCACAGUGCAUCGAUACAUUAGCACAUUUAGCUACUGGUUAAACUGGAUUGUGGGUGAUCUUUAAAAAGCUAAAUACGUGCACAUCCAAAUAAAUGCCUGGAUAUUUCACACUUCACUAUUUCUUGGCGAAUAAAUGUUCACAUGAUCAAUAAAGCGCAACGUUAAUCGCACCGGCAAAUAGAGGUGUGUGUUGUGAUUGUGAAUAAGGUGCAAUCUUUA
Sinocyclocheilus anshuiensis is the source of this 2973-nucleotide messenger RNA. Its product is annotated as docking protein 2-like. The record is from RefSeq and is a predicted model, not a curated record. Lineage: Eukaryota; Metazoa; Chordata; Actinopteri; Cypriniformes; Cyprinidae. Gene Ontology annotation, cellular component: cytoplasm. Gene Ontology annotation, biological process: cell surface receptor protein tyrosine kinase signaling pathway; Ras protein signal transduction; positive regulation of MAPK cascade. The transcript is spliced from 6 exons. Bases 32 to 1651 code for a protein of 539 amino acids.